GCCGUCUGUAUGAAAAGCAAACAAGCACAUGCAUUAUGUUUGAUCCCACACUGUAAAAUAUUUAUUUAUCAACAAUAUCAAAAAUGGUGUGUAUAUUUACCUCCAUGACAAAAACCCCACAGCUGGUCCCAUCUUUCUGGAAGGUGUGGGUUAUCGUCCCAGGUUGUCACUUGAUGUUAACCCAGUCUGCUUUGCCAAGUCUAUUCCGGCACAUCUUGAAGUACUGUCUACGGGAAUCAAGGAUCAUUUAUUUUGACUUAUCAAGGUUUGUAUUGUUCCGCUGUAAAAAAUGUUGGUGUAAAAUGUCAGUUUUUAAAAAUACUGAAAAACAAUACUGAAGUCUUUAGCCAGCCUUCAUGGAGUCCACAGCCUCAUUUGACCCUUGCAGAGGAACUUCCACGUUGAAUCAUCUAAAUGGUGUAUUAAAACACUCAGACAAGAUAUGGCAGAAGAAAUUCUCAAAGGAUCAGAUUCAUGGUAUAUGUUCUGCUCCUUCUGUGGAAAUGGGAACCUGCUCCAUCCUGUCAUUGCUGCCCUUUGGACCAGAGAGGAGAGAAGGUCUGGAGAACAGCAUGGCUACUGACCAGGAGCCAACCUACACCGUGAAGCUGCUGCAGCUGCUGCUGCUCUCCACCUACUGGGGGAUGCAAAUCUGGGUCACUUUUAUUUCAAGCUUUAUAAUGGACCACAACUUGAACAGACACACGUAUGGCUUUAUUCAGAGCCGCCUUGUUCCAUUCUACCUCCACCUGGGUUCAGCCUGUGCCUUCUGUAACCUCACAAUCUACGCCGUGUAUCAUCCCAGAGACAUCCUGGACGACAGGGAAUCAUUUCAGAUCUUCAUCUUCUUUGUGUCAGUGACGGUUGCAGCGGUCAACGCUCAGUGGUUUGGCCAAAUGACAUCGGAGAUAAUGGCGGACAUGCAUCUCAUCGAGCAGACGUGUGGACUGGGUCAGGAUAUUGGUCUGUCCUCCAACCGUGAAGCGUACGCCAAGCUUUGUGAGUUGGAUGUGAAAUACAGACACCUCAGCAGACGCCUGUGGCUGUACAGACUGCUGUCCUCUCUGUGUAACCUCUGCUGCAUAGGUUGCAACUUUUACAGUCUCUCGUACAUGGCUGAGAACCUUGUCAAGCUGUAGAGCUGACACACAGCAGCUGGACUCCAAUCUCUACUCCAACACAACUGUGCGAUUUCAUCCGUGUCCGUUGGCAGCAGUGGAUAUAUUUUAUUCCUAAUGUCUUUCUCUCUGUUUCCUCGGGUUUUUACAAGUAAUGAAAGGAACCAGCCGCAUUCAGGGACAGUAACACCUCGUGUCUUGCCUGAGGGUUAUGCAGAGAUGAAUCAGUGACUGAAGUGCCUCACCUUUCACCUAGUUUGGCUGACAGCUGCUUGAAAUUUCUCUUGAUUUACCUUUACCUAUGUAAUAUAGUAUCCUGCCAUUAGCUGAAAUGGUUUGAAUGUUUUUUUAUGCAUUAUUGUAAAUUUGAGAUGGUGUAGGUGUGGUUGGCUUAAUGUAGAUUAUACCAUUUUUUUAAUAUACCUACACACCAGAACCUUUACUGAAGGAAGUCCUUCUGCGUGGUUCCUGCUCUCCCUGUUUGGGUGGAGUUUUGUCUGUUAGUGUUUUGCAGGUUUUUCUGGCUUGCUUUCUUGCCUUUUACGUUUUAGAGUUGAAGGAUGUACUAUCUUUAGCUCUCCUGGCUGCUUGUAGCAGGAGAAAGACUGGGACAAACACUAACAGACAGCAAGCCUCUCCAGAAUAAACCUGUACUGUUGUAGAAGUUACAUGUACAUUUUUUUUUUAUGGAAAGCAUCUUUUGUACAUACAGGUGAAGGAUUUUAGUUUUGUUUGGUUUAUUUAACAGAUUGUUGCAUGUUGGUGUGUUUGUGUUAAAUUGUUAUCUGGUAAACGGAAGUUACACAUCAACAGGUGCCAACGUAUUGUUUUCAUAGGCUGUAUUGGCUGGUGGGAUGUUUUCCAACGUAACAUGUUCGUACUGUUUUUAUUUGUGCUUUAUAUUGUGACGAGAGGGCUGCAUGGGGGCGCAGUUGGUUGCACUGUUGCCUUGCAGCAAGAAGGUCCUGGGUUCGGAAUCCCAGCCGGGGGUCUUUAUGCAUGGAGGCUGUACUCCCCGGGUACUCAAGCUUCCUCCCUCUGUCCAAAAACAUGAUUGUUGGGUUAAUUGGUUUCUCUAAAUUGUCCUUAGGUAUGAAUAUGUGUUUGCAUGGUUAUUUGUCCUAUCUGUGAUAGGAGCAACCUGGAUGGAUUGUGAAGAGAGGAUCUGUGCCUGUCUGCUUUUUCAGAUCUUUCAGGUAGUUUUUUAAAAUAUUUCAAAUGCUCUCAUCCCUGUCCGCUUUGAGUUUUUUUCCUACCCUGGUUUGUGCCUGCCUUGGAUGCACAUCUACUGAAUGUGAGGAGAAGUACCACAAACAGAAACCCUGUCCUGGGAUAUUUGUAGCCAAGUAGACACUGAAAUUUGGCCUGGAAUGGUGAACGUGUUUAAAUAUGCACAUUACUGGCAAAACCAAUGCAAUGUUAUUUGGUAGCUGUUUUAAUUCAUAUGUCUCAUAUGCAAACUUGACUAGUUUAUAUUAUGUAGACAUGUAAUUAUACAUUCAAUUGUUAAUAUUUAUAUCUGUGUUGUAAAGAUAAGAUGAAGGUCAUAGGGUUAUGGUUGAAAAUAUGUUUUGCUUGUUUAUGCUACAUGUCUGCAGUGCACAUCUGGUGAUGCUGUGGGAUUUUUAUCAGCAAAUUCUUAAAACAUAAUCUUUUUUUUUCAUUAAAAACUUUUUAAAAUAAGA
Molecule: messenger RNA, 2803 nt
Organism: Girardinichthys multiradiatus
Lineage: Eukaryota; Metazoa; Chordata; Actinopteri; Cyprinodontiformes; Goodeidae
Product: transmembrane protein 205
Exons: 5
Coding region: 357-1139 (260 amino acids)
Source: RefSeq, a predicted model, not a curated record